CGAUGCCAGCCCCUGUGGCUAGUCGUGAUAGUGUUAGAAUUGGAGGCUUUUGUGGUUUCUGGGGAGACAGUCUUAUUGCUGCCCCUCAGCUCGUGCAGAGAGGCCGUAUCGAAUACCUCAUCGGAGACUAUUUGGCUGAACUCACGAUGUCAUUACUAUAUGGUGCUAAGCAGCGUUCUGGUGGUAAACUAGGAUAUGCUACGGACUUCAUAGAAGUGGUUAAGAUGGUCGGUGGGGAGGCGAAAAAUAGAGGGGUUAAGUUCAUCACGAAUGCGGGUGGACUCAAUCCUAAGGCGUGUAAGGCGGCUAUUGAGAAGGUGUAUGAAGAGCGAGGAUGGGGAGAAAUUAAAGUUGGUGUUGUGUACGGUGAUGAUGUAUUAAAGGAAAUUGGGGAUUUGGUGGACCACGUGCCUCACCAGAAGAGCCUGACAACAGCAAACAUAUAUCUGGGAGCAGCCCCCAUCGUGGAGUGCCUUGCUGGUGGAGCUGAUAUGGUCAUCACUGGUCGUGUAGUUGACUCAGCACUUGUUCUCGCUCCGCUCAUUUACGAAUUCGGUUGGUCUAUGGAGGAUCUCGACUUGAUGGCUUCGGGCACGCUAGCUGGGCAUGUGCUAGAGUGUGGAGCGCAGGCUACGGGAGGACUGAUGACGGACUGCUUAGAGGCUGAAGUGGCUGAGGGAUGGUCGAAUAUUGGAUAUCCUAUCGCCGAGGUAUUGGCCAGUGGGGAGUUCCUCGUGUCGAAGCCUCCAGGAACAGGUGGCCGCGUUCUGGUAGCUGGGGUUAAGGAACAAAUACUGUAUGAAAUUGCAGAUCCGGGAAACUACAUUGUUCCUGAUGUCGUUUGUGAUUUUACUCAAGUGAAAGUGGACCAGGUUGGAGACAACGCUGUGAGAGUCGCCAAUGCUAGGGGAAAGUGCCCGACGGAAACUUACAAGGUUUGCGGAACUUAUAUGGACGGCUAUAAGGUGGUCACUAGUCUAGUAGUAAGAGGAAAGGACGCUGAAGUGAAGGCUCGGAAGACUGCGGAGGCGAUCAUAAAGCGAGUCGAGAAGCAUUUCGGGAUCACAUUGGAAGAGUCGAGAAUCGAGACCAUAAGCAGCGACUUUGAGGCGAUGGUAAGGCUAGCGGCCAAGCAUGAGGAUAAGAAGGUGCUGCAGUUGUUGUCGAAUGAAUUGAGCAGUGCGGCCACGUCAAUGGCUCCGGGUACUAUCGGAUUCAGUAGUGGUCGAGCUCGACCUCACGCCAUCAUCCGUAUGGUCCCUAUGCUAGUCGCCAAGAGCAAGAUCCGAGCCAAGAUUCAAAUUGGGCGAGGACCAGAGAGGCAACUAGAGCCAUCGGUGGGCCCUGUUAACAUCCAUUGGCCUCAUCCCACUCAGCGAGUGCUUGCCGUACAAGCUGUAGACCCUCAUGAUUUUUCCCCAUGUGAAACGGUUCCUCUACUGCGCGUGUGUUACGCUCGGUCUGGGGACAAGGGCAACAACGUUAAUAUUGGCCUAUUUGCUCGGAAUGAGAGGUACUUGCCUUAUAUCAAGCAUCAAGUGACAGCUGAUAGUGUCCGACAUUACUUUAAGAACCGUUGGGGUCUGCCUAGUACCUCUUGUGUCCGAUAUGAUGUUCCUGGCCUUGGAGCACUCAAUUAUCUGCUUACUGACAUUCUGGGUGGAGGAGGCAUGGCUUCGCUUCAUGGGGACAAUUUGGGAAAGACCUACGGGCAGAUGCUCCUACAGAUGCCGAUAUUGAUGCCCUCAACAGCAUUGGAUGCGGUCCGACCUAGCAACCUGCCUGAGCUGCAACACUACUCUGCUGACUGCAUGGGGUUCUCAGGCCAGGGCUUUGAUUUUGUUAUUCAUAGAUCAAAACAUGUUGCUGAGAUUAUAUUGAACCGCCCUAAAGAACACAACUCGUUGACCGAUGAGAUGAUGGGGUCUUUGACGAGAUGUGCUGACUUGCUUACGAACAAUCUCGAUGUCCGUCGCAGCUUCAUAGCGCAGCUUGCGGGUCUACCUCGGGCUCCUCCACCAGCUUUGGCUCCCGGGGAUGUCCUUGUUGGUGGUGAAAGACUGAGUAUUGCUACUUUAUGUGGUGGGGAAGCGCGACCGGCUAAGCGAUUGAAAGCUGAUAGUCACUUGAAUUCUCCCUCUCACCAGCAAGGGUCUUCCUUGAUACUCACACAACCAUCACCAUCAACAGCGGCUUCCACACCACAUAAGGACCCCCUGGCUGAGAUGACUAUCUUGCCGACCCCACAACGACCAUGCAGUGCUUACCUUGCAUUUGCUAGGGAGCAACUUCACAAUGCUAGAAGAAUGAACCCCAAUAGGGUGAUAGAUGCGGCUACGUUUGGGGUCUUUGCUGGUCAGCAGUGGAUGAGCAUGUCGGAUGCAGAUCGAGCACCGUAUAUAGAAGCCUUCGACUCACGAAUGGAGGAGUACCGCAUGCUGAGAGCUGUAGCUAUGGUCACUGGCAAUGUACCAUGGGCCGCCGAUACCAAAAAUCUCCGUCGAGAAACCACAGACGCUAAGUCCCUUGAAGAGAUUGUCACGGGCUUUGAUACACCCGCUGAAAGCGCUAGGAAAUUUGAAGCAUAUUGUAGACAACAAACAGAUCUUGGGAGAGCUGGAGUAACCAAGCUCAAUUCGGAGUUGCUUAGUUAUCUGCCGCAGAUCAUGGUCUGCCUUUCUAGAUGGCUGCGAGCUGAAUCUAGUACGGUUGACGCGACAAUUCUCAGAGUGUUCGACCCUAAAGGGCCUCUAGUAGAAUUGAUAACAUCAUAUAGUAGAGGGCUGACUUAUGAACGAACGCCAUAUGGUGGGAAUAUGAGAUAUCUAUUGCCCAUAUCGGUGCUUCCUACUGCUACUCAAAGGGAGCUCCUCAUACAGACCGGUGAACAGUUCGAUGCAGCGCACGGGCAGAGGGCAGCAGCUCUGUACAGUGCUGGGGGCAGCAGCAGCAGGAGAAGUGGCAGGGCAAGAGAUGCACUGUGUAGCUUCCUCUCCCUUCCGGAACGCUAUGUAUCUGAGUCCCGUUCUGUCCAGCUCACUGCUGAGGAGUACUUCCUGGUCAACUUCAUCUACCUUAUGGUGUCUGGGCCGAUAUCAGCGAUAGAUGUGGCAAGCGGACGGGGUAGCAGCAGUCAUCACUCACACAGCAAUCGUAAGGAUUUCUGGUCCUCACAUGAGCUGGGUCUGGGCUCUUCGAAGAGGCGCUGUCCGUCUGAUACUGGAGAGACCUUCUCGGACUCCUAUGAUAAGCUGUUGGAUUCAUAUCUUGCCCGAUAUUUCGAGCAAGAUCCCUCGAUCUCAUCGGAAAAGGUGUCUACGAGUUCGGGAGAGAAAGAGCACAGACAGCAUAUGGGCCUUCUAUUGGUUCAUCUGGUGAUAGCAUUUUGGAUUGCCCCCCAGUCGAGCAGUCCUGUUGGGGUUGCUCAAGUUAAGCUGGAUGUCCCCCUGUUGCGUUCCCUUCGAACUGUGUGUGUACGCGUGCUAGCGCUGGAUAGUCUUAAAGCUUGUAUAACGGCAGUAGAUGCUGCAGAGGCUCGUAGAUCGAACACUCAUGCCGGCGAUGAGGAGGAGUGGUCGUUGCUUCCUGGUGAUCGUGAUGGUCAUCGAUUGGCUUUACCCCCGUGCUUUCCUCCAGAGUGUCAGCUCCUGCUACCUUCCGUUGUAGAGCUACUCCAUCAGAAGCUAUAUCACGACAGAUCUGCUGUGAGUAGCGAGACAGCGGUGUAUCUGUUGAAGGUGUGGGUGAUGCUCUUGCAGCCGUGGGGAGCCGGUGCUUGGAUCGGUACCUCAUCGACUGUCGACGUGGACGUGUGGCCGUAUUAUGUCAUGGCUAUGCAAUGUUUGCUGCGAAAUCCUUAUUCGUUGCAACCGUUACCAUUAUACUACCCAUUGAUGGAGAUAGCGUUCAAACACCCCGCAGUGAGCGGCACUUGUGAGGAUAUGUUGGUCGAAGGCGAAGAUGAUAGAAAAUUCUUCAACUCGACUGAGAUUUACAGCUUCGUUCACAUGUUGGUCGUCCUUUUUGAAUGCAUUGUUAAUGAUCGGCUCAUGUCGGAAGUAGCGAUAAAUUCCCUACCCCAGCAGGGAGGAGGCAACGCUGUCUUUGCUAGCCCUACUACUCUUGCUAAGUCAUUUGUGGACGAAGUUUAUCCGGCCUACCGUGCAUUGCUUAGAAGUGGAUCGUUCGUGCCUGACUUCAAACACGAUAUUAAGCGAAUAUCACUUGCAAUGAAGGUCUCUUCUUUCUGGGGACGGACGAUUCUUGUUACUGGUCGUCAAAGUGCGGCGUCGGCUACGGCAAAAAAAGGCGGAGCGGAGGAGUCGAAGUUGACUCGUCUGAAAGGCAUGGUCGAGCACGCCCUCUUUGCUGAAGACAGCAGGGCCGACCAGCCACUGCCGAGUCUGCCUGCAAUCUCCUCGGUUACACCGCCGAAGCGAAUUUCGUUUGAGGAUUCCCCACCUGCUGGUAGAGUGGAAGCAGCAGAGAUCACCAACCCCUUGCCACAGAGUCGGGUAACUGACGUCAGCUACAAUCGUCCAUUGAAGUACCGAGGCUCUCGGUGGAGUCGACCGGUCGCUAGGAUCGAAUUUGAAUGCCUCUUGGGGCCUUGUCCCUUUGUAGCGCCCGUGUACUAUUCUGGUUAA
This is a messenger RNA of Perkinsus marinus ATCC 50983, 4646 nucleotides long. RefSeq lists its product as hypothetical. NCBI's taxonomy places the organism in Eukaryota, Perkinsozoa, Perkinsida, Perkinsidae. The transcript has 45 exons. The record is from RefSeq and is a predicted model, not a curated record. Bases 3 to 4646 code for a protein of 1547 amino acids.